AUGCAGGGCAACCAAGAGGCCCCAGCUCCCCCUGAAGCCAUGGCUCAACCCUUCCCACCAGCCCAGUACCCCCCUCAACCACAGAAUGGGAUCCCAGCUGAGUACACCACGCCCCACACCCACCCAUCAGCUGACUACACGGGAUCAAGCACAGUGGCCGAGCACACCCUGACACUGUACACGCCGACAACCACACAGAGUGAACAGCCAGGAAACGACAGCAACACCCCUGCCCUCACAGCCAACACAGUAACACAGGUAGAGGAGGUUGCACAGACAGAGGGCUCCCAGCAGCUCCACCUGCAGCCCAGUGAUUCAUCGGAGAAGCAGCAGCCCAAGAGAUUACAUGUCUCCAACAUUCCUUUUCGUUUCCGAGACCCUGACCUCCGGCAAAUGUUUGGGCAAUUUGGCAAGAUUUUAGACGUGGAGAUUAUUUUUAAUGAGCGAGGCUCCAAGGGCUUUGGGUUUGUAACAUUUGAAACGAGUGCAGAUGCUGACCGAGCACGGGAGAAACUAAAUGGUACAAUCGUAGAGGGACGCAAAAUAGAGGUCAACAAUGCCACAGCCAGAGUAAUGACCAACAAAAAGCUUUCAAACCCUUACACAAAUGGCUGGAAGCUGAAUCCAGUGGUGGGAGCAGUAUAUGGUCCUGACUUUUAUACAGUAACAGGGUUUCCAUACACCAGCACAGGAGCAGCUGUGGCCUAUAGAGGGACCCAUUUGAGAGGGAGGGGUCGCGCUGUCUACAACACGUUUCGUGCUGCACCUCCUCCUCCACCUAUCCCUGCAUAUGGAGCUUUGGUCUACCAGGACGGCUUUUACGGGGCAGAAAUAUAUGGAGGGUAUGCAGCUUACAGAUAUGCCCAGCCAGCUGGGACCGCUGCAUACAGUGACAGUUAUGGCAGAGUCUAUGCAACAGCAGAUCCAUAUCACCAUACGAUUGGUCCCGCAGCCACAUACAGUGUGGGCACUAUGGCUAGCCUUUACAGAGGAGGGUGCAGUCGCUUCACUCCCUACUAG
Messenger RNA from Chelmon rostratus (copperband butterflyfish), 1020 nucleotides. It is a transcript of the gene rbfox3a, whose product is annotated as RNA binding fox-1 homolog 3a. The record is from RefSeq and is a predicted model, not a curated record. The transcript is spliced from 11 exons. Gene Ontology annotation, cellular component: cytoplasm; nucleus. The coding region runs from base 1 to 1020 and encodes 339 amino acids. Gene Ontology annotation, molecular function: mRNA binding. Gene Ontology annotation, biological process: nervous system development; regulation of alternative mRNA splicing, via spliceosome. NCBI's taxonomy places the organism in Eukaryota, Metazoa, Chordata, Actinopteri, Chaetodontiformes, Chaetodontidae.